Toxorhynchites rutilus septentrionalis is the source of this 3008-nucleotide messenger RNA. It is a transcript of the gene w, whose product is annotated as protein white. The transcript has 7 exons. NCBI's taxonomy places the organism in Eukaryota, Metazoa, Arthropoda, Insecta, Diptera, Culicidae. Gene Ontology annotation, molecular function: ATP hydrolysis activity; ABC-type transporter activity; ATP binding. Gene Ontology annotation, cellular component: plasma membrane. Bases 724 to 2880 code for a protein of 718 amino acids. Gene Ontology annotation, biological process: transmembrane transport. The record is from RefSeq and is a predicted model, not a curated record.
UUGCGGCGCUGAACAAGAGUGUCAUUCCGGUGGAACGCGGCCGGGUGAGUGUUUCAGUUGUGUCUCGAUCGUCAACUUGGCCGGUAGCAAUACGGCGAUACCUCCCGCGAAAUCCCUCCGACGAAGUUCGGGCAGUUCAGACGGCGUGCAGCGUUCUGAUUUGUUGUUUUUCCGAGCUCAGUUAUUGAACCUCGCAUUUGAAUCCAUUUUGCGGUUGCAAAACCGUGUGUGGAGAAUAGGAACUAUUAAACGUGUUCACAUUGAAACGCGACCGGCUGGCGGUAAUUCGAUAUCGAAUUGCGCAAAUUCUUACAUCUGUCUUGACGUCUUUAAGAGGACGGUUGUGCGAAGAAGUCGUGGAAAAGUGCACAAAUAUAAUUGAUAAAUUCUAUACGACCACCGAGUCGGCAAACUAAGUCAGUGCAAGUGAAUGUGAGGGAAGCCCGCCAAAUAUUGUUAUUUUUUUCUUCUUUACGAAAUUAACAGUUAGUACAAUUUAACCGCAUACGAUUUGAUGUCAAUACAUAAAGUGACGAUUUGUAGCCAAAGGAAUGUCAAACACAUAAAUGAAAUGAGUGGAUUACCAGUGAAAAACAAGCUACAUUAACAGUUGUAGCCAUCGAUUGGACGUGUUCGGAUAGAGACCAAGAAACGUGGUUUACGAAAAGAUUGAUACUGUAAAAGAGUUCAGACCAUCCGCGGAACGGAAUAAGAGUAUCAAACAUGACAAUCAACACAGAUGACCAGAGCGCCGACAAUGAGGGAAGAAGCAGUAUCAUGGCCAGGCAAAUUUACGAAUGCACCUGGCGUUUAAGCUGCGAAUCGAGGAAUUACGGCUUUCCCGCUACUCAAUAUCACUACAGUUCCGGAGGUUACCAAAGUGAUGAGGAUGGCACACACAACAACAGCGAGAAAGUCACACUCAUUCAGGUGUGGAAACCGAAAGGCUACGGUGCGGUCACGGGACAGAUUCCACAGCCCGAGCGGCUGACGUACACCUGGAAGGAGAUCGAUGUUUUCGGUGAAAUUCCAGGCGAUACCAGAAAGGAACCGCUUUGCAGGCGGUUGCGAACCUGCUUCACACGACACAAGAAGGACUUCAAUCCUCGUAAGCACUUGCUAAAAAAUGUUACUGGCGUGGCGAAAAGUGGGGAGCUACUGGCGGUGAUGGGAAGUUCGGGUGCCGGAAAAACAACAUUGCUGAACGCGUUAGCCUUUCGAUCGCCUCCUGGAGUGAAAAUAUCUCCCACAUCGAUCCGCGCCCUAAACGGGACAGUGGUAAACGCCGAACAAUUGCGCGCUCAUUGCGCUUACGUGCAGCAGGACGAUUUGUUUAUUGCGGCACUGACCACCAGGGAACAUCUUAUUUUCCAAGCAAUGCUGCGCAUGGGAAGAGACGUCCCUAAGAGUGUUAAAAUGAGUCGAGUGGCCGAUGUGCUGCAGGAGCUGUCACUUAACAAAUGCGCCGACACUAUCAUUGGAGCCCCCGGGCGGAUGAAGGGUCUCUCCGGUGGAGAACGAAAACGGCUGGCGUUCGCAUCGGAGACUCUCACCGAUCCCCAUCUGCUGCUCUGUGAUGAACCCACGUCAGGAUUGGAUUCGUUCAUGGCACAUAGCGUUCUGCAAGUGCUCAAGAGAAUGGCAAUGAAGGGCAAGACAAUAGUAUUAACGAUACACCAGCCGUCGUCGGAGUUGUACUGCCUGUUCGACAAGAUCCUCUUGAUGGCUGAAGGUCGAGUAGCGUUCCUUGGCUCACCUUACCAGGCAUCGGAAUUUUUCUCGCAACUCGGAAUCCCCUGCCCACCGAACUACAAUCCGGCCGAUUUCUACGUACAAAUGCUAGCGAUCGCUCCGAACAAAGAGGUCGAGUGCCGCGAUACCAUCAAGAAAAUCUGCGACUCUUUCGCGGUCAGUCCAAUCGCACGAGAUGUGGCGGAAAUGGCGAAUGUUGGCAAGGGCGAAAACGAGGUCUACUUCUCCGGUUCCUCUGCGACCAACGGAAGUGGUAAAGGUAUAGGCAAGACUGGCUACCGCGCUAGCUGGUGGACACAGUUCUACUACGUACUUUGGCGAUCGUGGUUGACUGUGUUGAAGGAUCCGAUGUUGGUGAAAGUGCGACUGCUGCAGACGGCGAUGGUCGCCACCCUGAUCGGGUCCAUCUACUUCGGCCAGAAGCUGGACCAGGACGGUGUGAUGAACAUCAACGGGGCACUGUUUCUCUUCCUCACGAACAUGACCUUCCAGAAUGUGUUUGCGGUAAUCAACGUAUUCUCGGCGGAGGUACCAAUAUUUCUGCGUGAGAAACGCUCCCGUUUGUUCCGUGUGGAUACUUAUUUUCUGGGGAAAACCAUUGCUGAGCUGCCACUGUUUAUAUUGGUCCCGUGGGUGUUCACCUCGAUUGCUUACCCCAUGAUUGGCCUGAGAGCUGGGCUGAUGCCUUUCUUGACUGCCACUUUUAUUGUAACGUUGGUGGCGAACGUUGCGACGUCCUUCGGUUAUUUCAUCUCCUGCGCCAGUUCAUCAAUCUCCAUGGCUCUGUCGGUGGGACCUCCGGUGAUAAUCCCAUUUCUGAUCUUCGGAGGAUUCUUCCUGAACUCGGCUUCGGUGCCGGUGUACUUCGAGUAUCUUUCGUACCUAUCAUGGUUCCGUUACGCCAACGAGGCACUGCUAAUCAACCAGUGGAGUGAGAUUCAGGCAGGGGAAAUCGCUUGUACCAGAGCGAACGUGACGUGUCCCAGCUCGGGUCAGAUCAUUCUCGAAACGUUCAACUUCAAAGUGGAAGACUUUACCUUCGACAUUGUGUGCUUAGUGGCUUUGAUAGUUUUGUUCCGUUUGGGGGCACUACUGUGUCUGUGGCUACGCUCAAAGAGUAAAGAGUAAAACCGGAUCCUACUUAGUAAAACAAGGAUGUCAUCUAGUAGCAAGUUUAGUCGAUUAGCAUUGCAUUAAUGCAACUGUUUGUAUUUGACGGUAGAACAAUUUUCUCUAAAUGGUUAAUUAAACGAAAA